AUGAAGGAGCGCUGCAGGCCCUCUAUCUUUGCAGCCACACCUUUUGCAGUCUUCCUUCUCGUCGCCACCUCUGCGUCUAUGCCCGCACUGGGCGGCGCGUCAGAAGGUUCCGUUCUCUCGGCGGCAGGUCUCACGUCGGCGUCCGGCGCUGUCGCCUCUUCUGGCGGUGACGGCCUCUCAGGACCCCUCUCCACAAGCACUCUGCUGCAGGCGAUUUCUGAGCAUGCGCGUGCGAAGGACGAGCCACUGUCUAAGUCUGACAGAUCCGCGUUGCACGAAGAUGCGAAAGCUCACAUCAUCGCUCUCGCGAACGAGUUCCAGAAAAAACUCGUGGACCCCGUAACGAAGGCGGGCAAAGCUGUGGCGCAAGUUGCAGCGGACGCCGCAGCAGCGGUCUCCGCGGCGGGCGGCGGUGCUUCCCCUUUGGCGAAUGGAACGGGCUUCAUCCAGCUGAAUGCCAAGGUCUCGACGCAAGGCGCACGCGCGGGUGAGGAAGGAGGCCUCUCGCCGGCAAAGGCUGAGCGCCUCCUAGGCCAAAGGCAUUCUGAAGCCAGGAGCCGACUGUCGAACAAGCAAGAAACUGAAAACACGAACUUUGCAUUCCUCGCAGCGGAAAGACCGGCUGUCGCGGUGCAGCUACAGCUCCCAGCGGGUUUCACGCAGCAGACUGCCCAGGAAAUGCCUCAGGCUCCUGCGCCUGUCACCGCGGCCUCUGCGCCGACCCCUGCCGCCUUUGGAGCUGCGCCAGCCGCCAUGCCUGCUGCGCAGCCCGCCGUCGGGCUUCCCGCCGCGUACCCUGCGGCGGCGCCUCCGCAGGUUGCAGUUUUGGUCCCUUCGCCUGAGCAGCGCCAGCAACUUCAGCAGGUGGAGUUGGCUAGACUUGCGCAAGUCCGACAGGCGAUUCUGCAGCAGACGCAGCAGCUGGCGGCGCAGGCACCUCAGCUGUCAGGCUACAACAUGGCUGGCGGCGCCCCUGCGGGCGUCACCGGCGCCGGCGUGAUGCAGGUCCCCCAGCAAGGCCAGCAGCAUCUCCAGGAUCUCCAGUUGCAGCAACGCGCGAUCGAUGCGGAGCUCGAGAAGCUGAAGGCCCUUGAGGAGCAGGUCGCCGCCCAGGAACAGAGAGCCGCGGCGCUCCUCAUGAACCAACCAGCCAACCUCAUGGGACAGCAGCAGGCGCAGGCUCUGCCGCCGCAGGCCUCGUCUCCUCCGCAGGCCAACUCUGCUCCGGGGGUCGCGAACCCGCUUCUGCAGAGUCUGGUUCAGCCGCCGCAGGUGCUCGCGGCGAUGCCAGCCCCGCAGGCCGCUGCACCGGCCGUCGCUCCUCAAGCCUUCCAGGGGGUGCUUCCGCAGACGAUCAGCCCACCGACGCCGCCCGCGGCCCCCGUGGCGGGCGAGGCGGCGCCUGCGCAGCCGCCUGCGCAGGAGGCGCAGACUGAGACAGAACCUCAGCAACAGGAGGCCGCGGGAACGCCUGUCCCUAGUUCGCCGAGCAGCGCAGACGUGCAGGAGCAUGGCUUCGUGCCGCCUCCUCUGACCUUCCCGGCGCCACCGACCGCUGACGCAGCGCAGAAGAACGCAGCUGGCCUCCACGUCCUCGAGUGUCAAACCGAUGUCGCCGCCUGCAAAGACAACGAGAAGGCAGUUGGCAAGGUGAAGGACUACAUGAACGGCCUUCGUGCCACGGUGGACUGCGCCUGCCGUCAGAUGUUGGCGGUGCUGGUCUGCAAACUUAUCGCGGAUCAAGAUGAAUUGACCUCCAACGGCAGCGCCAAGCUCGACGCGCCCGAAGCGCGCCUUGAAAGCUGCUUGCCCCUCGGUCGCGGCGGAGACACUCCUGGCGACGUCCCUGCCGCCGAUGCCUCUCGAGGCGACGAUCGCGGCGGCGGCCUCUGCGACCGCGGCGCCCGCGCAGCUCCAGGUGGCGCCCGGAAGAGCUUCGCUGGGGGGGCCGUUGGCGUAGCGGUGCAGGCCGAGAGACAGCCUGCUUCGUUCCUCGAGACGCGCGCGCGUGCAAAGGGCAACUCGUCCCUAGGUGCGCUGACGCGCGCGGCGCAGAAGGCUGGAGUGCAAGUCGCCCAGCGCCUGUUGCGGCAGGUUGAACAGCAGCGGAAAAUUCAGGCCGACGCCGUGGCGGCCUUCGCCGACCUCAUCCAAGCGCAGCCGAAUGCUUUCAGCCAGGCGUCGUUCCUUGGCCAAGGCGCUCAGGAAGCCGUCUGGAUGUUCGCUUCGGGACCGGCUGAGCAGUGUCAGCAGGUGGAGACCGUCAUUCCCGUCCCGCUGCCCGUCGACACGGAGGAGCGCCGCAUGAAUAAAAUCCACGUUCAGACUCCAGAAGACGAGAAUCAGGCGCUGUCUCUCGUACCGCCUCCGACCACCGCGUAG
This is a messenger RNA of Besnoitia besnoiti, 2382 nucleotides long. RefSeq lists its product as uncharacterized. The record is from RefSeq and is a predicted model, not a curated record. Bases 1 to 2382 code for a protein of 793 amino acids. NCBI's taxonomy places the organism in Eukaryota, Apicomplexa, Conoidasida, Eucoccidiorida, Sarcocystidae. The transcript is spliced from 4 exons.